Messenger RNA from Colletotrichum chrysophilum, 360 nucleotides. RefSeq lists its product as uncharacterized. The transcript has a single exon. NCBI's taxonomy places the organism in Eukaryota, Fungi, Ascomycota, Sordariomycetes, Glomerellales, Glomerellaceae. The record is from RefSeq and is a predicted model, not a curated record. Bases 1 to 360 code for a protein of 119 amino acids.
AUGUUUGAGUUUCUGGGCAUGCACCCGAUCGCGCCAGAGUGUCAUCCGGGAUCACCCGCCGGCUCGACCGGUCGCGCGGCUCACGACCUGUGCCGUGAAAAGAUUCUGCAGGUCUGGCUCGCGCGCAUGACUGACCUCGGCGUGAGCAGUACGUCUGUCGAUCCCGACCGGGCGGACGAUGUUGGACUUGCGCACGCCGUGGCGGAUGCGUUGCUUGAUGGACGGACUCGCGUUGACUACGUUGAUAACGUUCUGCCUGUGCUUCGGCCUCCGCGGCCCUCGAGGUUCAGCUUCAAUGCCAAGGCUGCUUCGAGCGAGCAGGAGCUGAACAGUGUCUGCCCUAUAGCAUGGAUGGACUGA